Molecule: messenger RNA, 1644 nt
Organism: Fulvia fulva
Lineage: Eukaryota; Fungi; Ascomycota; Dothideomycetes; Mycosphaerellales; Mycosphaerellaceae
Product: Cytoplasmic 60S subunit biogenesis factor REI1
Exons: 1
Coding region: 1-1644 (547 amino acids)
Biological process (GO): ribosomal large subunit biogenesis
Cellular component (GO): preribosome, large subunit precursor
Molecular function (GO): nucleic acid binding; zinc ion binding
Source: RefSeq, a predicted model, not a curated record
AUGGCAGCCCGUGUCCAAGACCAGACGGCCGUAGCCGCGAACAACUUCUCCGCCCACCCCUUCACCUGCAACACCUGCCAGGUCGCGUUUCGCUCGUCGGACCUGCAACGGACACACAUGCAGUCCGACUGGCACCGAUACAAUCUCAAACGGCGCGUGGCAUCACUCCCGCCCCUUACCUCUGAGAUUUUCGCCGAGAAGGUGCUGGCCAACAAAGCUACAGCCGCCGCCACAGCCGCACGAGCCAGCUUUGAGCGGAGAUGUGACGCUUGUGACAAGACGUACUUCAGCGAGGGCGCCUAUGUCAAUCAUCUGGGCAGCCAGAAGCAUCGUCUACACGCAGCUAGACUCUCUGCCAGAGGUCGAGGCUUGGAUGGAGCCGAAACUGAUAGCAUGGCGGACUCCACUUUCACUCUGGGUGAAACACUCGAGAAUGUCAGCACUACCGCCAGCACCGCGAGUACAAUCAAUGGCGACGAUCAUGCGGAUGAAGAGGAGAGCGAUGAUGUUGAAGACGUCGCAGAUCGGCUGAAAGAGACUGGAAUUGGAGAGCAGUCCGGCAAGACACCAUCAUCGGCUCAGCAGCACGGUUCACAACCCGAGGACGAUGAUUACGAACACAAGGCAGACCUUGCUCAGUGCCUAUUCUGUAACUACAUAUCUCCGAGCCUCGACCUGAACGUCCACCACAUGUCUCGACAGCACAGCUUCUUCAUUCCCGAGAAGGACUAUCUCGUAGACCUAGCCGGCCUGAUCAAUUACCUAAGCGAGACUGUUACCGUCCUGCAUCAGUGUCUGCUAUGUCACAAGAAUCUGCAUACGACUCCUGGCGUACAGACCCACAUGCGCGACAGAGGCCAUUGCAUGAUUGCGUACAGCACCGAGGAAGAGCAAAUGGAUGUCGGCGAGUUCUAUGACUUCCGGUCAACGUACUCAGAUGAAGAUACCGCCGGUGAGGACGAGGAGGAGGGCGCUGGUGGUGUCAGUCUGGGUGCGAAGAGGGCCGUCAAGACCACGGUGGAGAACGGCAAGGGAGAAGAUGUGGACAUGGAUGAGGACGAUGAAGGAUGGGAGAGCGACAGUUCUCUCUCUUCGGUACCAACCGACGAGAUCACAUCAGUACCAGUUGACAAGGGCCAUAUGCACGAAAAGCUGGGACUACACCGACAUCACUCACAUACCGACCCUCGACUACACAAGAACAGUGACGGAUACCACUCCCACGCACACCACGGCUCUCAUGCAGUGUAUUAUGACGACUACGAAUUGCAUCUGCCAUCGGGCCGCACUGCAGGUCACCGAAGUCUGAACCGCUACUUCAGACAAAACCUCCGCAAUUAUCCUUCUGCCGAGGAGCGUGCUGAACAACGCAUGCUUGAGGAGGGCCACGAUUCUGAUGCUGACGACGAAGACACGGAAGAUACGCAGUCGACCAGCGAUCGUGCGCCACGUGGCCGACAAGUCAUGAGCCGAGCGAACGGUGGCAUGGGCAUGAUUGGUGUUAGUGACGCGAAGAAGCGUGAGGUCAGAGCAGUGGAGAAACGCGACCUGAAGAAGCAGCAGAGGGCGGAGAACAGGUACCAGGCCGGCAAUGAGAGGCGCGGCAACUUCCAGAAGCACUUCCGCGACCAUCUCCUGCAGUAG